UAUGCGUAUAUGGUGUCAGUAUACAAAAUUAAAUAUAGUAAAUUGUUCAAAAUGGCUUCCCAAUCGUUGUUGAUAUUAAUAUCUGUAGUGACCAUAGGGCUUUUUGAACUCGUUGAAUCGACUAAACUUGAUCCUGAUGCUGGUUUGAAAUAUUAUAUUAUUGGCGGAACCGUCUUGGGAAUAUUCCUAGCCAUUGUUGUGAUUUCAUUGUAUGUACUCUGUUGGUGCUGUAGAUUACAGAAGCCUAAAGAGGAUAUGACAGAAUUGAAGACACUAGAUGUACGCUCACGUUUUAGUGAGGCAACAACACCAAAACACGCUGUCAUUACAAGUAUGGCACCGAGAAGAGAUUUCAUGAAGAAAGGAGACGACCCAUUGCCUUACAAAAAGAAACCCAGACUUUUAAGAAGAGAAGAAAGUUAUGUCUAACAGUUUCUAAAUGACUCAGAGGGGAUUUUUAUUGAAUUAUUAUAUAUUUACGAAGUAUUAAAAUAAAUGUCAUAAAAGGUCUAACUAAUUGUUACAUUUGUUUCAUUCCGGGUUUUAAAUUUUAGACUUCAGUUGGUUUAAGAUAUAAAAGAUCUUAUAUCAACAGGAUGUUUGGUAAUGCGUUUUUUUUUUUAUUAAAACCCUUUAUUUUUCUUUAGGUAUAUAAGGAAUGAAGAUAUCCAUCAAUCUUUGAACUCUGUUAAAGAUUAACCGGAACUAUUGUGAGCCUUAAUCCAUUAAUU
This is a messenger RNA of Mytilus trossulus (common blue mussel), 731 nucleotides long. RefSeq lists its product as uncharacterized. NCBI's taxonomy places the organism in Eukaryota, Metazoa, Mollusca, Bivalvia, Mytilida, Mytilidae. The record is from RefSeq and is a predicted model, not a curated record. The transcript is spliced from 4 exons. The coding region runs from base 10 to 429 and encodes 139 amino acids.